Molecule: messenger RNA, 636 nt
Organism: Adineta ricciae
Lineage: Eukaryota; Metazoa; Rotifera; Eurotatoria; Adinetida; Adinetidae
Source: the annotation of a GenBank genome assembly
AUGGCCACAACUUACGAUUCAUCGACGUCGACUGCAGUCAAUGGAAAUAAACCAAAAACAGUACAUUGCCUAAGUCGAAGUCUUGAACGUGCACUUGAUGAUGCCACUUAUACAGGUGAACUGGUUUUAAAUGGACGAAAACUUCGCGAAUUUCCGAAUUAUUCCUAUUCAAAUAAUAAAUGUGAUCUGUCCGAUACCAUAACAGCUGAUCUUUCUCGUAAUCAUUUUGUUGAAUUUCCACGAAUAUUAUGCUCAUUUUCAUCACUUGAACGUCUCAAUCUCUAUAGCAAUGCAAUCAAAUCAAUUCCCGAACAAAUUGUUCAAAUUCGUAUGCUAAAAGUGCUGGAUUUAAGUCGAAAUCAAUUGGCUUAUAUUCCUUCAUCACUGUGUAAACUACCUAAUUUAGAAGUUUUAAUCAUUAAUAAUAACAAACUUCUCUCACUACCUGAAGAAAUCGGGCAAUUAGAACGAUUAAUCGAAUUAGAUGUUAGUUCGAAUGAUAUCAAUCAAAUUCCAUAUCAAAUUGGCACAUUAACAUCGCUUCGAACACUAAACAUUCGUCGAAAUAUGAUUAGAGAAUUACCAGCAGGUAAAUUGAAUUCUUUUGAUUUUUCGUGCGAAAAAUCGGCCAUCUGA